ACGAACUCCGCCAUUUUGUCGCGCUUUAAGAAAACUCAGCUAAGCAUCAAAGUUGAGGAUCAGAGCUUGUUGUUCCUCGGUGUGCAAUGGACGGCCGCCUAGAGACUGAAUUGUUUCCUUUGGGAUCAAGUUACGCAGAAUUAGACGUUGUUCACGAUAUUGCAGUUGGUACAAAGAGAGGAUCUGACGAGCUGUUCUCCUGUGUUUCCAGCGGCCCUUAUAUCAUGAGCUCAGCAGCCAUUGGCAACGACAGCAAGAAGUUCAAAGGGGACAUUAGAAGUCCCAGCAUUCCGUCCCGAGUUAUACAUGUCCGUAAGCUCCCCAAUGACAUCAACGAAGCUGAGGUCAUCUCCCUGGGCCUUCCGUUUGGCAAAGUCACCAAUCUGCUCAUGCUGAAGGGAAAGAACCAGGCUUUCUUGGAAAUGAACACAGAAGAGGCAGCACAGACAAUGGUUACUUACUACUCCUCCGUAACGCCAGUCAUCAGAAAUCAUCCCAUCUACAUGCAGUACUCUAACCACAAAGAGCUGAAAACAGACAACUCCCCAAACCAAGUGAGGGCACAGGCAGCACUGCAGGCAGUGAAUGCUGUCCAGUCAGGUGGGAUGUCCAUAGCUGGUGUUGACCCAUCCGGUAUGAGCGGUCCCAGCCCUGUCCUGAGAGUCAUUGUUGAAAACCUCUUCUACCCAGUGACCCUCGAUGUUCUUCACCAGAUCUUCUCCAAGUUUGGCACAGUGUUGAAGUUGAUCACCUUCACCAAAAACAAUCAGUUUCAAACUCUCCUGCAGUUUGCGGAUGGUCUCACUGCACAGCAUGCCAAGCUGGCCCUGGAUGGACAAAACAUCUACAAUGGCUGCUGCACUCUGCGUAUCAGUUUCUCCAAACUAACCAGCUUAAAUGUAAAGUACAAUAACGACAAGAGUCGCGACUACACACGGCCAGACCUGCCCACGGGGGACAGCCAGCCCUCUGUUGAGCAUCACCCCAUGGCUGCCUUUGCUACUCCCGGGAUCAUCUCUGCUGCACCAUAUCCGGGAGCUCACGCCUUUCCACCGGCUUUUGCUAUCCAGCAGGCUGCAGGGUACACCCUGUCUGGGGUUCCAGGAGCCCUGGCCUCAUUAGCCAUCCCUGGAGCAGCAGCGGCUGCUGCAGCUGCCAGCAGAAUGGGCUUCCCUGCCUUCCCUGGCAGCCAUUGCGUCAUGCUGGUCAGCAACCUGAACCCUGAGAGAGUUACGCCCCACUGCCUCUUUAUUCUCUUCGGUGUAUAUGGGGACGUAAUGAGAGUGAAAAUCAUGUUCAACAAGAAGGAGAACGCUCUCAUACAGAUGUCUGAUGGGACGCAGGCCCAGCUUGCGAUGAGCCAUCUGAAUGGGCAGAAGUUAUAUGGCAGGCCCCUGCGUGUUACCCUGUCCAAACACACAGCUGUCCAGAUGCCACGGGAAGGGCAUGAGGACCAGGGUCUCACCAAAGACUACAGCAACUCUCCUCUCCAUCGCUUCAAGAAGCCAGGCUCCAAAAACUAUUCUAACAUCUUUCCUCCCUCCUCCACACUUCAUUUGUCUAACAUACCACCUUCCAUUGUUGAGGAUGAGCUCAAGAUUCUCUUUGCUAGCAAUGGUGCUCUGGUCAAGAACUUCAAGUUCUUUCAGAAGGAUCGCAAGAUGGCCCUGAUUCAGAUGGGUUCAGUGGAGGAAGCAAUCGAGUCUCUUAUUCAGUUCCACAACCAUGACCUCGGAGAGAACCACCAUCUCAGGGUUUCCUUUUCCAAAUCCACCAUUUGAGAAAACUGGGGCUGGAGUGGCCAGUCACUUAUACACCUUAAUGUGUCUUAUCCACAAAGCUCACUUCCAUCAUUGCAAACUUUUUAUUUAAAAGGUAUUUUAGUCUUUAGUUUUUGUUUUAAUAUUUACAUGUUUUAAUAUUUUACUUGAGGUUUUAGAACAGUUGUAUUAUUAGUCUAGUUCACAAGUUCAUUUGUUUUCAUAACUGUAGGUGUCAAUCCAUCUUUUUUUGUUUUCAGUUUUCUGAAAGCCUUAAACUGAUUUUAUGUAGAUGCAGAGGGAAAACACUAUAGGCCUUUGAUUCCAUAAUGUACCAUUUGUGCCUUACUGCUCCAAAUUUCCAGAACCUCAAUCAAACAUCUGCCACUAAUGUUGGCAAAUCUGUAGUUUACAAUCAAUUUCGUGCCCUCAGGCAAACAUUCUUGCUCCCAGGAGACUUGGAUAAUUGCAUCAGGCUUAUGGUACAGGCCUUAAACUCUGCACAUCUGCAUAAUGUAUCUCCCAGUUGGGUGUACCUUUCAUAUUCUCCAGCUUUAGCAUUUUUACUGUAUCUUUAGACAGAGAAUGUUUACAAGCAUUACUUCAAAUGUAUGCAAUCGUAUGUGUAUAAACCCAGUAGUGAAGUAAUGCCUGGAUUUGCAUUGUUUUUAGACUUUGGGACAUUGCAUGUUGGUUUUUGUCAGUGGAUCAUUAACCACUGUCUGUUUACUGUUUGUCCUGUUCUUUGUGUAGAUGUUUAGUGUUGGGCUUCUUGUUAUUAUUUGUGAUAUAGCAGAUUAUUUAAGCUAUUCUACUUAAAGCCCCAUGUAUUUUUUGUUUUCAUGUUCCUGUGUGUACACUACAGCUUGAAACCAAAGCCUUUCCUCUGUUAAACUUCAAAAGGGUAAUCCUGUCACCUUUUAGUCUCAAAUGACAAAAGGCAUGUACAUUUUUUUUUUUCGUGGUGGUAAAGAGUGGCAUUGACACUCGGAGGGGCAAUGUCGGUCCCUUGGCAGAGAACUCUCUGUGUGAUUGUGCACAUCACAUUAGGAUAAAUGCUCAUAAGUCUUAAAUCAAACGUAAUUGCCUUCUGUGACCUUUUGUAAAUAAUACGUUUUGGCCUUUAUUGUCCCAAUAGAGAAUUUGUUUUUGAAAUCUAAAAAAGUGCCUUUUUAAAUAAACAAUGUCCUGGCAGACACUUUGCAGUCCAUCUUAGAGACAUUCUGCUGCAGCUUUUAAAAUGUGUUUUAUGAAAGGCCUGUUAGGGGCACGCAGGAACUUACAGUCCAAAUAUGGCACUGAUUUGGACCAGAGUAUAUACAAAAAACAUGCCUAUGAUAAAUGUGUUUAUAUCAUAUUCCUGGCAAUGUGUCCAUAAUUGAUAGGAUCAAGUUAUUUUUCCUUAAUUUUUAAUGUCUCACAAGGUUGUGUUUGUCCCCUCCCCCUCUGUUCACAUAAUUUUCUUAUAUGUAGGGGACCAAUUUUAAAAACCAGGUUGAGAAACCUAAAAAACAUAGGAGGUGCUAUAAAAUCCAAAUAUGUUUGUCACUUUAAAAAUGGAAAAGUGACUAAAGAAAAAAAAGCUGACCAUCUUUUGAAAUAAUUUCAUUCUUUACAGUGGCUGGAUAAAGCCUCAUGCAUUCCUGCACAACAUUUAAAAAAACCCUCAAUUUACAACAUCCGCCUUAGAUUAUGAAGUGUUUUUCUUAUAGUGAACAUGAGGUGUAAAUACUAUUUUUGUAUCACAAUGUUAAAAGUUAUUGGUUUUUAUAUCCGUGGGAACAUGUAUAUUUUGAUUACGGCUACAGACCAUCAGCAUGCAUGAAAAUAGUUCAAGAAGAAAGUGGUUAAAAUAUGGAUUACACUGCUUUGAGCUUCUUUAUUUCGUACUUCAUGACAUUCCUAGUUGUACUUUGUACUAUGUAUUUUGCCUUCAAUAAAUAUUUGUUUA
This is a messenger RNA of Xyrauchen texanus (razorback sucker), 3711 nucleotides long. RefSeq names its product polypyrimidine tract binding protein 1b (gene ptbp1b). Gene Ontology annotation, biological process: regulation of cell differentiation; regulation of RNA splicing; mRNA processing. Gene Ontology annotation, molecular function: mRNA binding. The record is from RefSeq and is a predicted model, not a curated record. The transcript has 16 exons. Gene Ontology annotation, cellular component: nucleus. The coding region runs from base 87 to 1781 and encodes 564 amino acids. Lineage: Eukaryota; Metazoa; Chordata; Actinopteri; Cypriniformes; Catostomidae.